Molecule: messenger RNA, 1324 nt
Organism: Phaethon lepturus (White-tailed tropicbird)
Lineage: Eukaryota; Metazoa; Chordata; Aves; Phaethontiformes; Phaethontidae
Product: protein piccolo-like
Exons: 10
Biological process (GO): protein localization to synapse; presynaptic active zone assembly
Cellular component (GO): axon; cytoskeleton of presynaptic active zone; glutamatergic synapse
Molecular function (GO): structural constituent of presynaptic active zone; protein binding
Source: RefSeq, a predicted model, not a curated record
GUAUGCAGGUGCUGGAAUGGAAUGGCAUCCCCUUGACUGGGAAGACUUAUGAAGAAGUCCAGAGCAUUAUUAUUCAACAGAGUGGGGAAGCAGAAAUAUGUGUAAGACUGGACCUGAACAUGCUCUCAGACUCUGAGAAUCCCCAGCACCUGGAGCUGCACGAGCCAAUAAGGGCAGUAGAUAAAGCGAAGUCCCCAGGGGUUGAUCCCAAGCAGCUGGCUGCAGAACUCCAAAAGGUUUCUCUACAGCAGUCGCCCUUGGUUGCUUCCUCAGGAGUGGAAAAAGGAUCUCAUGUUCAUUCUGGAACCACUUCUGCCACUUCCAGCGCUGUUCCCAGCCCUGGUCAGCCUGGUUCUCCUUCAGUGAGCAAAAAACGGCAUAGCAGCAAGCCCACUGAAACUACGAAGUCUGCUUCCCAUCCAAUCACUGGAGACAUUCAGCUUCAAAUCAGCUAUGACAAACACCUUGGCAACCUUAUCAUUCACAUCCUUCAGGCAAGAAACCUUGUUCCCAGAGACAACAACGGCUAUUCUGACCCCUUUGUUAAAGUUUAUCUUCUUCCAGGGAGAGGACAAGUCAUGGUUGUCCAAAAUGCAAGUGCUGAAUACAAGCGGAGAACUAAAUACGUACAGAAGAGCUUGAAUCCUGAGUGGAAUCAGACAGUCAUUUAUAAAAAUAUCUCCAUGGAGCAGCUGAAAAAGAAAACACUGGAAGUGACAGUCUGGGAUUAUGAUAGAUUUUCCUCGAAUGACUUCCUCGGUGAAGUAUUGAUCGAGUUAUCCAGCAUCUCUCAACUUGACAACACUCCUCGGUGGUAUGCUUUGAAAGAACAGAGUGAAAACAUUGAUCAUGGGAAAUCUCAUUCUGGACAGAGUAGCCAGCAAUCUCCAAAACCAUCUGUCAUCAAGAGCAGAAGUCAUGGAAUUUUCCCAGACCCCUCCAAGGACAUGCAGGUGCCUACCAUUGAGAAAUCACACAGCAGUCCAGGGAGCUCCAAAUCUUCCUCUGAAGGACAUCUACGCUCUCACGGUCCAUCUCGCAGCCAAAGCAAAACCAGCGUCACUCAAACUCACCUUGAAGACGCUGGGGCAGCCAUCGCUGCUGCCGAAGCAGCUGUCCAACAGCUUCGCCUUCAACCAAGUAAAAGACGCAAAUAAAUUCCUCAGCAUGGCAGCUUAACGUUCAUCUGUUGCCUUUUUCCCUGCUGUCCUUCCCUUUUUGGCUACUUUUUUUCUGUUCUUGGCACACUGUGCUCACUCUGUUCAAUGUCUGUCUUUGUGUGCCUGUGUGUGAAUACAUAUAAUUACAAUAUACUCUUGUAUUU